UGCGUUUUUCUCUCCCUCAACAUCAAGAUUCCACCAGCGAGUUCUGUCUCUAUCUGCCACAACCAAACCACCCAAGAUGUACGCCAUCCUUCGACUGGCUUUUCUCUCCCUGUUCAUCUCACCUCUCGCCUGGGCUCAGCUGGAGACAAUCGACAUCAUCACCUCUGGCAUUCCUCGAACCAGUUCAACCUCAUCGACCGACUCGCCCUCAACGUCGUCCUCAACCUCGACCCCCAGCUCAACAUCAUCGACAUCAGCUCCGCUUCCCACCUCCCUACCCAGCACCACAACCGCAACCACAACCACCCCCAACAACCCACUAGACCUGACCACAAUCUUCACCCAACCCUCCGACUGCGCCGGCGGAAUAACCGCGAUAGCAGCCUGGUCGACGGAACUCUGGCAGAACAUCAUCAACCCGGCGCCCACCCUAACGCUAUCCUCCUGCUACCCGAGCCAAUUCUACUACAGCGCGACCACAACGACCAUCCUGCCACCAUACACCCAGCUAGUCUGCCCACUGGACUGGGAGGCGUACAAUCUCACCGAGACGUAUCUCGUCUGCUGUCCGAGCGGGUACGGAGUCUACUUGCCCAACUACCACAACCCGACGCGCCCCGGGCUGGGCGCCGUCUGCACAUCCAGCGUCUGGCCGAGCGUGCUGAUGGACAUCACCAGCUACGAUGCCGCGGGGAAGGUGACGGUUGUUCCGACCUCUGCGGGGCAGGACGGGACGUUGGUGUUUGCGACGGCGUUUGAUGGGACCGUGGCGACGGUUGUGAGUGAGGCUUCGGCGACGGCGGGGGGGGUCUCUGGUUCUUCGGGCGAGGGGCCUGCGGGUGGUGCUGGGGCUGGGGCUGUGGUGUCGGCUGGCGCGGAGACUUCGGGAGUGUCGAGGGUGUUCAUGUCUUGGGGCUGGUACUUGAUUUCCCUGUCUUUGGUUCUGUGA
Molecule: messenger RNA, 949 nt
Organism: Aspergillus japonicus CBS 114.51
Lineage: Eukaryota; Fungi; Ascomycota; Eurotiomycetes; Eurotiales; Aspergillaceae
Exons: 2
Coding region: 77-949 (290 amino acids)
Source: RefSeq, a predicted model, not a curated record